Molecule: messenger RNA, 1742 nt
Organism: Andrographis paniculata
Lineage: Eukaryota; Viridiplantae; Streptophyta; Magnoliopsida; Lamiales; Acanthaceae
Product: F-box protein At5g03100-like
Exons: 3
Coding region: 119-1639 (506 amino acids)
Molecular function (GO): protein binding
Source: RefSeq, a predicted model, not a curated record
UCUUUACUUCUUUGUUUUUGCCUUUUGUAUUUAUUUGUUCGUUUACCACCUAUUUUCUCUCUUCUACCCAAACUCCGCUGUCAAGUUUACUUUCCCUUUCCGCAGCUUUGCAAUUGCAAUGGACGGCGAUAGAAGUAGCGAAUCAUCCCCCGAAAGGAAGGGGAAAACGAGGAAAAUCGAUAACCUAGGGCCAGAUAGAUUGAGUGAUUUGCCUGAAGAAUUGCUGCUUCAGAUCAUCGAGCGUUUGCCGCUGGACGACGCCGUUCGAACAGGUGUGCUCUCUAGAAGGUGGAGAAAUCUCUGGAAGGAUGUCGAUGAAGUCCUUGUUAGAUGUCCCUCGGAAGCUAUCCCCGCCUAUUCGGGGGCCGAAGGCCCUGGGGAUUGCCAAUUUAGAUCCUUAUGUCGCCGUUUGCAAAAUCGCUUGGAUCAAAUCACUGAUACUUUGUACAAACUCAGUCGCCCUAAUAUUAGAAAAUUCACGUUCAGCAUUAAGACCGGUCAACUUUCCCUAUAUGAUGUGGAUUAUGAUGAUUCCUGGACUAUCUGGGCUCACUCGAGUAACGUUAAAGUUGUUUCGAUGGAAUUGAGCGAGACCAAGUACUAUCGCCUCACGUGUUUCUGCCGUAACUCAGCGCUCGAGGAGUUGUACAUUCGGGGAUAUACCCGUUUGUCAAUCUGGGACCGCUCCGUAAGUUGGAAUUCGCUCAAGAUUCUGUCCCUUUCGGAACUUUGUAUUACUGAAGAGGGCAUGCAUAAAAUACUCCGAGGCUGCCCUGUUCUGAAAACUUUGGAUCUAAGCGAUGUUUAUAUUGUUCCUCGGCUUGAAUCCUUGGAGAUUAAUGGAGUCUUGGAUAAAGAUUAUCUUCAGCUGAUCAAUGGAUCGUCGCUGCUCAAGGCCAAUAUUGAUUUGAUAUUUGCAGUGGCUUAUGUCGAUGGUGAGUAUGAUGAGGAGGAUGAGGCGGAGUUGAUAAUAAGUCGGGGCACAAAUAUUUUGAAAAGUGCUGUCAAUGUUGAGGAACUUACUUUAGGUGUAUUCCAUGUUCAGGCCUUGUCUCUUAAGAAAGUUUUAGGCAAAUCUUGUCCAUCAUUCAUAAAUUGCAAGCAUAUGAUCUUUACAACAUUUUUUUUCGAAUAUGAACUGCCCGGCAUUGUACAUCUGCUUGAAAGCUCUCCAAAUUUAGAGACGCUGUCGAUACUUGUGGAGCAUGGAAUAGUUUUGUGCAAUUGGAAGAAUAUUGCUGAAAAUUUCAUUCGAAACGCCUGGGACGUCAAUGGAGCUGAAUACCUGAACUCACAAACUGCACAAUUCCAACACUUGAAGUGCGUCAAAAUCCGGUAUACCUUUUUUCCGGAUUGUCGUUCAUUCUACGGGUGGAAUGACGAUGUUGAACGCUUCGACUCGCACCUGGCGGCUUAUAUUAUGGCGAACUCGCCUUCUCUGGAAACGCUGGUGAUCGCCUUCUCAGGGUUUGACAAUAUACACCGUUGGUCCUCCCUACGCUGUUUUUUUGGUUUUAUCUCCAAAAUCUAUGAUGAAUUUACACUUCAGUGUCAAAAUCAAUUGGCAGAUGGUAGAUGGCUAGUAACCAUUGACCUCUCUAAAUUUGAGAUUAGAUGCUGCAAAAGGGUCUCUGUAUGAUAUCCUCAGCCUCAACUUCAUGUAUAAAUUGAUAUCUUAUGCAAGCAUUGUUCAUAUCAAGUGCUUUAAAAUUUAAAUGACUCCAAUUGAUUUUUAAUGCGAU